Pteropus alecto (black flying fox) is the source of this 6259-nucleotide messenger RNA. RefSeq names its product adipogenin (gene ADIG). The record is from RefSeq and is a predicted model, not a curated record. Bases 6014 to 6259 code for a protein of 81 amino acids. Gene Ontology annotation, biological process: white fat cell differentiation; brown fat cell differentiation. Lineage: Eukaryota; Metazoa; Chordata; Mammalia; Chiroptera; Pteropodidae. The transcript is spliced from 2 exons. Gene Ontology annotation, cellular component: lipid droplet; nucleus; cytoplasm.
AUUUUAGCCAUAAACUUUCUUUUAAAAGUAACAAUUUUAGUUAAAUCUAAGCCUUUUGAGGAGAAAGGCUUUUAUGCAUCUCAGUUUAAACACAUGCAUUGGUAGUUAUCAAAUUUGGAAAUUAGAAGUUGAAGAUAGUUUUAUACCUCACUUUUUAGGAGGUUGUGUUCAAAAUUAAAAUCUGUCUCAGAAUCUUCCAGGACAUUUAAAGACUCUUGUUGAUAGCAUGGAGGAGAAGGAAAGAAAUCUCAACUUUCUGUUCACUUGUAGGUCCAUUUGUUAUCCAGCUAUCCAGUUGACAGGAAAGAACAUAAAUAAGCAGCCUGACAUUAAAAUGUUUCAUAUUUUCUCUCCACAUUUCAAAAAAUUAUUCUCAUCACCGCACAGACCUUUCCGAAGGCAUCAGUUUCUGUGUGGCCCAGGAACAGCUCUAAGAUGGAGGUAUGGCCCUAUCCUUUAAUGGGGGUACCGAUGGAGUUUGUGGAGUUAAAAGUUAUGACAGCAGUGAUGCCUCUACUCUCCAGGUAUUGUCUAGCUUGGUGAUGUAAUGACAGGUUAAACGUUUGUAAUUUCUUGGUAAUUUCUUGGUUAUGUAGUAAGAAAUGUAAAUUAACAACAAGGGUUGAAAAUUAUUUGGUUUCACCCAUUGUCUCUCAUUUCAGGACCAAGCAGGAGACUGUAGAGGUUUAUGAAGUAUUCUAAUUUGGGGUUCAGGAAAUAGCCUCUCACCACUACUAAUUCAGAUCUCUCCCAGAGAGCUACUGGAUUUGAUUUCAUCAUAAUUGACAAAUAUUAGUGACUGCCUUCUUGGGUGGCCACUGCUAGAAAUGGCUGUCGUCAUAUUUUCUGGAUUUUGCCAGCUGAAGGCACAACAAAUCCCAGCCUGGGUUUUAGACAUACUUCUGUUACCUCGCUGCUACUUUUCUGCCAGGGAUAAAUGUUUUGAGGUAGCCAGACCCAGAACAUCCUUACAAGGAUGCCUGUUACAGUGCCAGAGUAUACACUGCUCAUUUCUCCAGUUCUUAUGUGCUUUCUUCUUAGGAUUAUUUUACGUUAAGAAAAUAAGUCACAUUUAAAGUCCAAAGAGGAGUGAUCACAGUUGUAUAAGGGGUGAUUUCACACUUGAACUCUGAUGUCAGUAGAUUCUGUAGGUCAGGGCUACAAUGGUCUGUUUGGUUUGAUGUUUUGGUGGUUUAAUUAGGAAGUAGGGGGUAGUGUAGGGCUUAAUUCCCUGUGCAGAUAUUUCUGUUCCAGAAGUAUGUAUUUUGUCAUCUGUGAGCAAGAGAUGUGGGCAUAGCGGCUCUUGGUUUUAAGUUUGAUGUACUUUUUUCUUCAUGUUUGUUUUAAGCUCAGGUAAAGGUAACCUUCACCUUCUGUGACUCCAGUUUCCAUUCAGGGUAUAAUGUUAUUCAGUAAUUAAUUUUCUUAUUAAUCUGGGCAAUAAAUUGAUGUUUCCAAUUGGUAGCAUAGGGGGAGGAGGAUGUAUGAUAAAGUUUAGCAAGUUCUACCCUAAAAAUGUUUUAGUAGCUCAGCAGGUAUAGGUGAGGUUUAUCAACUUUCAUGGAAAUUCCAAAUUGAUGGUUCAAGAGAAAAAUGGGCCCUUGUUUUAGUGGAUGUGAACAAAGAAGGCUACAAAUCAAUGAGCAACUUAUAACUUUCCAGAGGUUAAAAAUAACUGAUGUAGGUAUAUUUCCACAGUGUAGUUUUUCAAGCAAAACUUUUACCUUUGGCUUAGUUUUACAUUUCUGCUCAGCCAAAUGUUCUUUGGUGUGCAUGUUGGGGGUAGGCUUCCUGAUCCUGUAAUUUGCUCUAAUUUCUGGCAACUCUGUAAUUCAAAUGGCUUUGAUAAGUGGAGAACCAUGUUGAAUGCAAUUUGUGAUCUGAAAGACUUUAUGCUCUCCCAGGGAAGGAGGGAUGGAUCCAGGAUUAUGCAGCCCCCAAAGGCUUGAAGUCCCAGUGUAUAAGGCACAGACAGAGUAUGGGGCAUACAGGUGCUGUUUCCUUCUGCUCAAAAUAACAUCUAUCUAAAAAUGGGAGUGUGGUAAGAACCCUUGAACCUUUCACUAGUAUGGGUUUGAGUUCGUGGUCACUGAGUUCAUCUGCCUUUGUUGAAAGUCUUUGACUAGAAUAAUGGCAGUCAUUAGUAGUCCACUUGGUAAGUUUGCUAGCAUGUGUUUGGGACAAGCUGGGACACUUGGGUCUGUGGCUUAAACAGUUUAGUUGCUACAUGUGACAAGUGCACCAGGAGGUGACGGAGCCUGGCAUUCAGAGACAAGGACAGAGGCAGGUAGUCUCUCAUACUCCUUUUUCACAUAUGAGGGGCUUUCCUCCUCUUCUCUAUCUGGGAGCCCGGGGACAAUUAGCAGGGCUUUUACUGUUUUAACCCUUUCCUUGCUCAGCCAACUCUCCCUUUUGUCCAGUGCUUCCUCCUGAGGCCCCCCUCCUACCCAUUGGCCCUUUGGCAGUAAUAGUUACAGAAGGUUGUCCCCCUUCUGCCCUGGCCCCGCACAUACACUCACACACACACCUAUCCACACCGUCCUCCAUCUCCAGGUCCUCUACUUCAGGGCAGGCAAUUCUCCUCUGGACUCUAUAUUUAUAAAUACAGAAACCUACAUCUUUGGCCAGUAAUGUCAUGAGGCCUUCACGGGUGGUUACUUCUGCAUACACUGAGGAAGUAUUUGUUAGAGAGGCAGAGACUUCGAGAGUUAUUUAUUUCUACUAGAAGAUGGAACUUUACCCAAAGUGGGAGUCCACCUUGCUCAGACAUGUUUUGUGAUAGGUGGUAAAAAAAUGUAUCAGAGGUCAUUUGACACUCCCGCUGGCAGUAGUUCUCCAUUCAGCAUUUUAAAAACCCAUUCACAUUAUAGCUUCCUAAAAAGAAUCGAUUUAUGUUUACAUGAAACAGUAAAUUGUAUUAUGUGAACUAUUGUAGGGAUUUCCAUGACAGCCUCUUGUCCUGAGGUGGAGAGACUGGAGGUAGUCCACUCGCUCAGUGUGGAAUCAGACUGUGGGUCCUCAGUAGCUAAAGAAGCCAUGUACUGUAUAGUGUUUUUCUCAGUAUCAACUCAUGUUCUUCAGAUGCUUUUCUUUUUUUUAACGGUGAGGGAAAAGGUAUAAUUUGGGAUUCCACAGUGCCUUGCAUAUAGUAGGCGCCCAAUAAAUAUUUGUUGAAGAAAACCAAGUUUCCCAAGUCCUUGUCUCUUGCAGUGACCAACAGCAUCUCCUCCGAAGGGCUUGGCGGUUGUGGCUAAAAAAUAAGCAGUAUCAUUAUUUGCUUGAAAUCAUAUAUACAGUUUGUAUGAAUUUCGGUAUGUUGCCAAGACAUCUUUUUCUUAUUGUAUUUUCUGUAAAUAUUGCUGGCACUGAACUGUACAGGCGAAAUGUAAAUGUGAAGGUGAACCCGUGUCCCCCGCCUCCUGUGUUUUCUCUUCGUUGGUUAGGGAAGAAGGCCCAGAGGCUCGUUUGUAUUUAUGCCGAUCCUUUGUCCAGAAGAAACCCAUGGAAUAUUGAAUGUAAUACAUUUAGUCAAUUAAAUUUUAAGGAGAUUCUUAUCUAACAGCGUGUGUGCUUUUGUUUACAGGCCAGGCGUUGGAUUCCUGCAUGGGUGUUCCUGAUUUACUUACUCUCUCCAGAGGGGUUCUGCUCUGCUCUGCUCUGCUCUGGCUGCCCUUCAUAAUUCAGAUGUGUGGGUUUUCACCCUAGUUUUAUAGAGUUUUCAUCAAUACUUAAAAUUUGAUUAAUUUAAAAAAAAAGUAUUUGGCCCUCUAUGCUAGAAGGUGUUUAAUUAAAGCACCGCCAGCAGAGACCCACCUUACAGAAGUUAGCAGUUGCCAAGGGCUGGCGGGUCUUUGUGUCUUGGGAACACAGAAAUGCCAGCUAUACUCUUUGCCUGCAGAAAAUCUGACUCCUAGGGCUAGCCAGUCAGGGAUGGGGAGAGAGGUUGCCGGCCCCUCUUCUACCCCUUUAAGUAGGGUUGGCUGCAGAGGGUUCCAUGGGUCCAGUUUGACACUUCAGCGCCUAGAUCACACAUGGUGCAGGGUUUGUACCACUUUGGGAGACAGUGAUGUGUGCCUUUGCCAAGAGCCAGCCCCUCUAGCCUGGCACUAACUCCAGGUGACAUCAGUGUGUGGCCCCCUGAACUAUGCCUGGAAGCCAGGCCUGGGAGCUGCCUCCCAGGUGUGUGUUCACACGUGUCCUGCCUGCUCAUCACAGGACCCCCAGCUGUGCCCUGGUGGCCAGGGAAUGUUCCCUGGGCUGACUGCACAGUGGCCCUGUUUUGGCAUCGGGCAAGAAAAUGUGUGUUCAAACCUUUCCCACCUGUGCUGUCCAGUUCUCUCUGACCUCAGCCCUUCAGGACCCAGUGCCAAAAAAUCACCCCUAACCCCAACCCAGACCACCUAGCUCCUGGUCUUGGCCUCUGGGCCUCGAGUGGCCCGCCCACCGGGGCACUGUGCUGCUUGGAUGUGCAUUCUAAUACCAUCUGCCCAGACAACCUCUUCUGGGAACCUUGAUCAUCCCACAGCUGGGCUAAGACACGUCUAAACCCACUGGCCCUCUAACCCCCUGCUCUCCUCGCUCCGUUUUUCACUGUGGCUGGCCCUUUUGGGCUGGUGGCUUCCUAUAAGAGAGUCCUUCUACCCCAUGACUUCUUUUAGGUCUACCACCCACUUCUUGGCAGCCACUCCCCCAUCCUGGAGCUGGGUCUGCCCAGCUUUCCAACCUGUGCUCCACAAAAUGCUGUGGUCUCAAAAUUAAGUCUGCAUCAGACUGGUUGCUCAUUACUGUGUCAAGUCCUGAGCCUCAAUCCCUACAGGUUCUGACUCGAGGGAGCAAGGCGAGUGUGGAAAUCAGCAUGUUUCGUAAGCACUCGCGAGCUCCCACCCACCUGCCAGCAGCAGCCGAGGCAGGUGGUCCGAGGACCCUCUUGGAGAAUACCGCGCUUCUGCCUUUCCCUCCACAAGCAGCAGCCCUUCCUGGUGUGGGCUUCCCAUGCUAGUCAGGCUCCCAGCCUGGCCGGAGUUCCCCUCCAGCUCAGGGACUGUUCCAGAGCGUCCUUCCUGCCACAGGGCCUGGCACAUGGAGGUUUACUAACUACUUCAUGAAUGAAUGAAUGAAUGAAUGAAUGAGUAUAUGAAUGAAUGACAGGCCAGGUGGGAGGAGAUAAGAAUGGCAUUUGGGAGUAUUUGCCCACUUGGGAGAUAAAGGAACAGGGUUAAAGCCUAAAGGCCCCUCACUGAAAACCCUAAUGAGGAGAGGUGCUGAGGCUCCCGGAUUAAAUACACAUUUACUGAGGACCUGCUAUGUGUUAGGAAGUUUUUAGAUGGCAGCCCAGUGACCCAGUCUGGCUCAGCAGACUUGUUUGAUUUGGCCAACAAUGUUUUAGUGUUCAACAUUUUUAAACUGGGAAAUUUCACAUAAAUAUUUAAGAUUUUUUGGCUUUCUUGGAAUAAGUCAGGAAAGCUGGCAAUAUUGAACUUGCAUUUCUCACAUUUCAGUUACUGGCUGGAGCUAUAACAUCUGCUUGCUUUAGAUGCACUAAGCUCCAUCCAGUUUGCACAGUUCCCACCACUCCCACAAAGUGUAAAUGUGGGCACAUGUAGCCAAGAUUUUGGAACUGGGGACCGGGCUGGCUCCUGGAGGAAUCUUGAGACCUUAGAUCUAUGAAUAUCCACCUGGGGGCAAUGUUUACUCCAGCACUUACUUUUCUAACUAUUGGAAGCUUGGUGAGGUAAGAUUUCCAUCCUGCAAGAGGAACCCAAUAGCAUCUUAGCAGGGAUUCAUACCCAGGCCUACCCGUCUGGAAAGCCUCAACAUUUAUUCUCACUGCUCUGGCUCCUGACCGUUCAGCCAAAACAGCUCUCCCUUCGCCUGAAGGACACUGUGACUUCCUUGUUACAUCACCGGCUCAGUCACAAUUGGGCUGAAGGCAGAGCAUGGCCCAGCCCACCAGGUCCCCGGGGCAGCCCUGCCAGCUCAGCCCAGGCUGGCCCAGCUUAGCCACAUAUGCACCAUGAAGUACCCUCUGGUGCCGCUGGUGAACGACCUCACGUUUUCUUUCCUGGUUUUCUGGCUCUGCCUGCCCGUGGCCUUGCUGCUGUUCUUGUUGAUCGUCUGGUUUCGCUUCUUACUUAGCCAAGAUUCAGAGGAAAAUGACUCAGAUUUAUGCUUUGAUUGGGAGCCCUGGAGCAAAGGCCCAGCCAAGUUUCACUGGGACAAGACACGCCAUAACCAAAAGGAGGAGAGGCCGGGCUGGUGA